CUGUUUAGUCUUAGCAUUUACUUCUUCUGAGGCCUGAGCUGAGGUGUGCUUUUAGCAUUACUAUAUAUUACAGACUGCCUUGAUUUCCAUCCUUUCUAUCUCUCUCUCUCUCUGCAACAAAAAACACAUACAUAUGGAAGAUCAGUUUCCGAAAAUGGAAAACUUCAUGCUCAAGGAAACGCCAUCUUAUUUUCAUGGUGUGGCGCCUUCAGGAUCGAAGUUUUUCGGGGAUUCAAUCUUCUGGGGUGCCUUAAAUGGUUGUGGUUAUCACAAUGGCUGUGGCAAUAACAUGAACUCUUCAUCUUCCUCGCCUGAUAGAUUGUUUUCGAGCUCUGAGUCAAGUUCAUCGGCUGAAGAGGUUUCUGGUGCCAAUUUUAUUAAUAACAUUCCUGGAUUUGUAAAACAAGAUGUCAUUAGAGAUCGGUUUGUUUCAGGAUUGAGUUGUGUUCAUCCACACGGUGGAGCUUCGGUUUCUGAUGUUAAAGAUAGUUUCAUUCCUGUAAAUUUCUUGGAAUCUUUUCCCAAAAUAACUCAAGCUCCGCCUUCUCCAUCUUCAUUAUCCACCACAUCGAAAUUCCCAAAUUUAACUUUGUUUUUGCAGGAGCCUCCCUUGUUAAAUCCUUCCACACAAAUGGCUGAUUCUCCACACUUGCCGCAACUUGGCCAUAUUCAGUGUCAACCAGGCAACGAAUGGCUCAAAAUCAAUCAAAGUUUUGCAAAUUAUUCGUCCAAAGGCUUCAGUGAUUACUGGCUAAGUACUACUAAAACACAACCGAUGAAAUACACAGGAAGAAAGCUGCUAAACCAGCAUCAAAAGGGUUCAAAUUUGUCAUCAGUCUCAUCACCGGGAAAACUGUAUAGAGGGGUGAGGCAAAGGCACUGGGGUAAAUGGGUUGCAGAGAUAAGGCUUCCGAGAAAUAGAACGAGGGUUUGGUUGGGGACUUUCGAAACGGCGGAAGAAGCCGCUGAGGCUUAUGACACAGCGGCAUAUAUGCUCCGCGGAGAAUAUGCACAUUUGAAUUUUCCAGAACGGAAGCAUCAGCUAAAGAUGAGUUCUUUGAAUGGAACAACGGCGGCUCUUCUUGAAGCGAAGUUGCAGGCAUUAUCCCAAGACAUUUCUGCAAACAAAAAGGCUAAUGAACACCAGCAGCCAUCGACAUCACCAAAGAAAACUUCAUCCACAGUUAAAGUACUAAAAAAUUCGGGCCAAAACGCACAAAAAAAAACAUCAACAACAAACUGGCAGUUUGAGUUGGAGAGUAAAGUUGGAUCUGAAGUGACUGCAAAUAGCAAGAAAAUCCCAGAGGUUUCACCGGAGAUGGACACUGUUCAGCUAAGUAGAAUGCCCUCCUUGGACAUGGAUAUGAUUUGGGAUGCUCUUUUGGUCUCUGAUUGAUGACAAACUUUUAUUAUUUUUUGCUUUUGUUAAAAUCAAAUUUCAUGAGGAAUUAUGUUACUUUCUUCAUUGGGGAGCCCUUUAGUCUCUUUUUUUGUUUUUUAAAUUACAUUAAUUACUGGGCAUAUUAUGUUAUUUUCCAUUUAAUUUCCUAAAUUUGUGCACUUUCUAAUAGGGAUUAACUUAUCGAUAUGUUUUUGUUUGAGUGGAGCUUAAAAUUAUAUAUAAAAUAGAAUAUUGGGAGAAGAAGAAUAGCAUA
Molecule: messenger RNA, 1655 nt
Organism: Mangifera indica (mango)
Lineage: Eukaryota; Viridiplantae; Streptophyta; Magnoliopsida; Sapindales; Anacardiaceae
Product: ethylene-responsive transcription factor ERF062-like
Exons: 1
Coding region: 134-1396 (420 amino acids)
Biological process (GO): regulation of DNA-templated transcription
Molecular function (GO): DNA-binding transcription factor activity; DNA binding
Source: RefSeq, a predicted model, not a curated record